AUGCAGGAGAGCAUGCUGACUCUGGAGACCAUCAAACACCUGCUGCUGACGAAAGGAUGGAAGAUGAUGCAGGAGAGCAUGCUGACCCUGGAGACCAUCAAACACCUGCUCCUGACAAAAGAGAGUAGAGAAGUUGAAGGUGUCUCCACCACACAGACCGGAGCGAUCCUCCACAUCGCAGCCCGACAGUCUCCCUACUUCGGCACCAAGAAGAAACGUUUCCCCGUGUUCGACAAGUACGUUCCCUGGAAGGUCCUGUUCGUGGAGUACGACCCUCCCCGCUACACCGCUCCCAUGGAGUACUUCUCCGAGUGGUUCCGCCAGUUCGCUGACGAGGUCGAUCCAAGCACUCAGCAGCCACCCCCCGUGUGGAACGAUGUUGUUGGGUACAAGAUGCAGAUCUGGCACGAGGGGGAGGGGGGCGAGAGGGAACAGCUGGAGGAGGUCAUGGAGGUCGAUCGAAGGUCGUGGAUCGAAGACAAGGACAAAGGAGUCAGCAUCAGAUACAACAUCAUGGCAGAGGAUGUACCACAGAACCCGAUGGGCAGGACCGGGCUGAGAGGCAAGGGGGCGCUCUUUAGAUGGGGCCCCAACCACAGCAUGCUGGCCAUCUGCACAAGAUGGAAGCACGCGGUGGACCCAGCUACUGGAGAUGAGCAGGAGGAGUACCUGCUGGUGGAGGGGAAGAGAGUUCUGGAGUUCCUGUCCUACAAGGAGCCAGACUUCGAGGAGUGGGCCAUACCUGGGGCUAUGACAGCAGGGUUGGAGAGUAAGUACAGCGUGCUGCAUCGAGCCUUCUGCACAAAGGCUCUUGGGAAACAGCCGGCAGUGGUGGACAGGCACAUGGACGAGAGCAAGGUCAAACAGUUGUUUGAAGCCUACACAGCGGAUGAGAGAGACUGCCCUUCGUCUGAGCGGGAUGACUCCAUCGAGACCUUCUCGGCCGCCAUGAUCUACCGGGGUUACGUGGACGACCCCCGGAACACGGACAGUGCCUGGGUCGAGACGGAGGCGUGGCACUUCCACUACGAGAGCGGAGAAAGUUUCCUGGAGGAGGAGAUGGUCACGGCUGGCAGCAGGUGGCAGGAAGUGUCCCGACAUGUGAAGCUGUUUGCCAGCCACGCCUCAGUCAUCCAGGAGGCAGCAGCAAGACUCAACGCCUACUUCUGAGGAGGGUCUUCCAUGGUGCCUCUUACAUGUAUCCAUGCAAACAGCAAGGAUUCUUACAGUUUACACAGUAUGGAGUAUUUCAAGAUGCAUACUUCUUAGUUUUUGUAUCACACGACUUCUGACGACACAAGGCAGAGUUUAAUGGUUGGUUAUUAUGCCUGGGCUCUCCUUUGUAUCGUACUGUUACAAUUCAAUAAAAACAAGCCUUUGAAGACCUCGUACCUCCAUUAG
This is a messenger RNA of Branchiostoma floridae (Florida lancelet), 1401 nucleotides long. RefSeq names its product ADP-ribose pyrophosphatase, mitochondrial-like. Bases 1 to 1170 code for a protein of 389 amino acids. NCBI's taxonomy places the organism in Eukaryota, Metazoa, Chordata, Leptocardii, Amphioxiformes, Branchiostomatidae. The transcript has 9 exons. Gene Ontology annotation, molecular function: ADP-ribose diphosphatase activity. The record is from RefSeq and is a predicted model, not a curated record.